ACAUUGAUAACCAUGAUGGAUAGAUGGACAAAGUGACAAAGAAAAUAGUAGGCGCAGCAUCAAACGACCCGGCUACAGUUGCAGUGGCCACCAUACCGUCACCGGCCGUCACAACGGCGCUACUGCUAACCGCCGCCGUGGCAAUGACGGCCGCGACCGGCAGCGGCGGUGGCCGGACGGUCAUGUAUCCGAAAUACAAGAGCGGCGGGCUGGUGUGCUACAGCGACCGGCGCAUGGACGGCGGUGCGUUCUGGUCGUACGCCAACGAACGACAGCGCCGGCAGUACGUGUUCCACUGUCCGUCCAGCCUGUCCGCGUGGUGCGUGAACGUGGCCACCGGCAUGCUGUCGGUCCGCGGAUGUUCCGGUCCGACCGGCGUCAACCGAGCCGGUUGCUUCCACGUGACCGACCCGGAACUAAACGCCACUUCCAUGGUAUGCCUGUGCAAACGCGACUAUUGCAACGCCGCCGUCGCCGGAACACCGGUCGCCUGGCCGCUGUUCUUUCUAGCGUUGUUUGUGGCCGGAGCAGGGGCUGUCCCGCAGUGA
Molecule: messenger RNA, 548 nt
Organism: Melanaphis sacchari
Lineage: Eukaryota; Metazoa; Arthropoda; Insecta; Hemiptera; Aphididae
Exons: 2
Coding region: 24-548 (174 amino acids)
Source: RefSeq, a predicted model, not a curated record